AUGCAGUUAAAAGUCGCCACAAUCUUUGCCGGUCUCAGCGCGACUACCAUAGCUAUAUCUCUUCCUACACAGGACAAUGUGCUCUAUCCACCAUUCUGCAGCGAUAUCGACCUUUCGCACCCACAUUUAAAUGCAUCUGAGCCGAUAAACUGCAUCGAGCGAUUUGGUUCUGUGAAGUCCCAAAGCAGUCCACCAUUCGAAUUGUGGAAAGCCUCAAAUCACACCAGAAUUUCGGGAGAGUCCAAGGGCUCCAUUAUCUGUCUCAUCGGCGAAGAUCAAGACACUCCGAGACACACCAAUGAAACCACAAAUAGCAUUCGGAGCCGCUUUCCAAAGAAAGGAAGCAAGCAAUCCUGCAGGACACCAGCACCCUACCGCUCCGACUUCCUCCCCGGCUCCAACAAUAACCAACGCAAAUGGUGCUUCCGCGAAGGUCCCAUACCAACCCCAAAAGAUCUCAGCGCCCUGUCCAUGCUCGCUCGCGACAAAUUCGACGACACCUGGAAGUUCCGCCGCAUCUGGCAAAUCCAGCGCACCAAAUGGGCCAACAAGCAAGUCAUGAGCAAAAGCGACAGCGACAACGACGGCACUUGUUUCUGCACCAUGCUUCGCGUACGAACUGCUGGGUUGAAAAUUUGUAAUUGCGAUAGAUGUGAUGCCAUGGUUCUGAAUAUGGGGAUGCAUGAUCUUGUUGGGACACUGCAGCAUGAAUGUAUGAAUGAGGGAUUUGCGAGUGGAUAUGUGAAGAUGAGGGAUCCGAAUGGAUUGUUUGUGGUGCAUGGGUUUCCGGGGAAGGAGGGCAUGGUCAACGAGCCGGUUGAGCUGGAUCCGGUACUUAAUGCUCCUGGCGUCCUGACUGGGACUUGUAUCAGCAAUAAUGAGUUCAGGAGGAAGCAGGAUGAUACUUAUAAGGUGCUGGAGUGCAAGUGGAAGGAUUGGUAUGCUGGGAGAUGUGCUACGAGGGUGAAGUACGGUGCCAAUGGCAAGAUUACUAUCGAGCACUAG
Messenger RNA from Cadophora gregata, 1005 nucleotides. RefSeq lists its product as uncharacterized. Lineage: Eukaryota; Fungi; Ascomycota; Leotiomycetes; Helotiales; Ploettnerulaceae. The transcript has a single exon. Bases 1 to 1005 code for a protein of 334 amino acids. The record is from RefSeq and is a predicted model, not a curated record.